Messenger RNA from Anas platyrhynchos (mallard), 1409 nucleotides. It is a transcript of the gene MARVELD1, whose product is annotated as MARVEL domain containing 1. The record is from RefSeq and is a predicted model, not a curated record. Gene Ontology annotation, biological process: myelination. Gene Ontology annotation, cellular component: membrane. NCBI's taxonomy places the organism in Eukaryota, Metazoa, Chordata, Aves, Anseriformes, Anatidae. Gene Ontology annotation, molecular function: structural constituent of myelin sheath.
GAGGGGCCGGGAGGGGCUCGGCCGAACCCCGCCCGGCGGCGGCGGGCAGCGGCAGGCCCCCGGGCGUCCGGUGGGCCGUCGGGAGGCGGGGCGGGGGAGGAGGAGAGAGGCCCCGCGCGGGGGGACCGCUACGCGCCAGAUGUUUGGCAGCGGCCGGCGGCCCGAAUCGCUGCCGGGGCGCUGAGUCCCGCCCGAGCCGCUCCGCAGCGAGGCAGGGCCCCGCCAUGGCCCGCACCGCUCCCCCCGCCGCCCCGCCGCCCCCGGGGCCGCCGGCCCGCGGCUCGCUCAGCCUGCACCGCGCCUACCUGCGGAGCCCCCUGGGGCUGCUGCGCCUGGGGCAGCUGGUGAUGGGCGCCGCUUUCUGGGUCACCGUGGCGGCCCACAAGUACGAGGGGGCGGCCCACUUCGCCCUCUUCGCCGCCGUCCUCGUCUGGCUCCUCACCCUGGCCCUCUUCGGCCUCAGCCUGCUGGGGCGCUGGGCGCUGGUGCCCUGGCUGGGCUCCCGCUGGCUGCUCACCAACCUGCUGCACGACCUGGCGCUGGCCGUGGGGCUCUACGCGGCCGCCACCGGCAUCAUGGGCUACAAGGCCGGGCGCAAGAGCUACUGCAACCUGCCGGGCUACAGCCAGCAGUGCCUGUACGGCGCCUACCUGAGCGCCUCCAUCUGCGGGGCCAUCACCGCCUGCCUGUACCUCUUCUCCGGGCUCUACUGCCUGUCACGGCGCUGCCGGGACCAACGCGACAUCAUCUGAGACCCCGCGGCGCUCGGCUCCCCUCCUCCCCGCGCGUGGACGGACCGCAGCCCCCCUUCAGGACACCGUGACCCCGCCGCCUGGCCCCUCCUGGCUGCCUGCACUGCGCUUCCUCCGGAGACUCCCGCACGGAUGGGUGGACAGACAGACAGACAGACAGAGGCCUCCCCCGAGCACGGCUUCCCCCGCGUCCCGCCGGGACAGCGUGGACACCCGCCUGCUGCUCGGGCCCCUUUCGCACCCCUGGACAGAAGGAUGAUGGACGGACGUAGGCGAGUCGAAGGACCCGAACGGGAUGCCCUCGAGCGGGACCCUGAUUUCUGGGAGCCCCGCGGGGCCCUGCCCAACUCCCCUGCCCCAGGCCCCGCAGACGCCCCGUGCUCAGGUGGGUGCCAACGCUGCCCCCAGGGGGAGAGGGAGCCCGGCCUGGAGGAGCCGAGCGAGGGGCAGGGGUGGGCACAGCCCCCCCCAGCAGCCCCUCGUGCCGUGCCCAGCACUUGUGUUGUUGUUCUCUAAUGGAGGCUGAGAUUUCGGCUUCCCCAGCCCGGGCCCCUCCUCCUGCCCAGCCUGAACACGUCUGCUUUCUUCCUGCAACUGCGCGGGGCGCAGCCCCUCCCCGCCCCGCAGACACCCGCGGCCCGCUCCGGAUGCUUGGCA